Messenger RNA from Metopolophium dirhodum (rose-grain aphid), 1755 nucleotides. RefSeq lists its product as uncharacterized. The transcript has 5 exons. Bases 1094 to 1678 code for a protein of 194 amino acids. The record is from RefSeq and is a predicted model, not a curated record. Lineage: Eukaryota; Metazoa; Arthropoda; Insecta; Hemiptera; Aphididae.
AUAAGCAACUGUCCUCUUUUUCAAUCUAAAACGAAGUAUAAUAAUUUAUUAAAAACUUUAAAUUAUUACAAUCUUAAUCGACAAAAAUUAACCUAUUAUUUUUGAUUAUCGAUGAGUGUCAAAUUUACUUACAUAACUCAAUAGUUAAUUAGCUGUUUAUCUACGUAAUGUGUAUGUUAAUAAAAUGAACUGCUUUUCGUAAACGUUACAAUAUAUAAAAUUACAUCAAUACUUAAAGACAAAAGAUAUUAUAUCAUGAGUCUAAAAUGUGCAACAUUGUGGUUUGAGGUUUUGGCUUAUAAAGUAAUAUAGUUAUUAAUUUAAGAAAACUAUGGGCUGGUAGCCAAAUGGUUACAGUUACAAAUAGUAUAGAAAGUUAUUCUCGAUAUUUAUAAUAUAUUAUAUCUAUUGGCCGGCGUGGUAUAUAGGCAAUUUCGGUACACUGACGUCUAAAUUACCAUCAAACGGUUUUUCACGAUAUUUUUGGAAGGAUAGUGAGUAACUGCUAACCAUAUAUUCUCGUUGUGACAAAGUCACGUCAACUUUUACCAUGAAACACGCGACUACUGUUAAUACUGAAUGACGUCAAAUUAGGUAAUUUUGACAUUUUAAUGGUUUUAAAUAAACAAAAUUACUUUAUUAAGACGCCAAUUAAAUCUCUAUUUUGUUGGCCUUAUCAAUUAUCUACAAAAAAAAAAAAAAAAUUAAAUAUUUUAUUCAUUGCAAAUAAUCGUAUCUUAUUUUAUUUUUUAUGUGUUAAGUGAUGAAUAUGUCUCAUCAAAAAAGGAAAUAGUAUCAGAAUCGUUACUGAGAUUUAAUUUAUAUUAGGUAUGUAGUAAUGUAGAUGAUAUGCAUUUCCAAAAUCUAUAUUCAAAUUUUACCGAUGAAGUUGAAUUGUAACUCAAUGUUUCCAUAGCAAUUGUCAAUAACAUGAGCGUUGUAAUUUAGUUUUCAUUGACUUUUCAUAAAAUAUAAGAACUAUAUAAAAAUACCUAUUCUAUAUAGAUCCUUUGGUUCAUUUGUAAUUUUGGAAAUCGAUUGUGGAAACUCAAUACUAACUUAUACAAGUUAUUUAAAUAUUUUGAUUGAAAUAAUGUGGUUUCUCAAAAAUACCUUCGGAAUUGUAACACUUCAAGUUGGUAUCAUAUCAUUCAGUUCAGUGUUUAUCACUUUGGCAGCAAGUAUUUUACUAGUUAACGCAUUGUCUCUAGAUACAGCAGAACCAAUGGCAUGGAUGAUUAUGUUUGUGUUUACAUUUACUAUGAUCAUAAUAUGGUCCAUUGCUUUCAACGGGGCUUCCAAAGAACUACAAUAUUUAAUUUCAAUGGCCACGGUAUUUUGGGCAGUUUAUUUUGUACUAUGGAAUGUGUUAGUUAUAUGGUCAUUUCUUCAACAAAAUAAGAACAUUUGUAUCGGAGCUAGAUGUCCAAAUGCGUUAUGGCUAAUAAACAAUUUAGGGUAUGAAUUAAAACAUAGUGCAAAUGAAAAAAAAAACUCAAGUAAUUAUAAAGGAUUAGAGUUAACAAGAGAUAAACCGUUAAUCGAACAAAUAGAAGCUAAUAAUGAUACAAUUAGUACAUUAAACGAGGCACGCAUGGCGCAAAUAAAUCAACGCAAUUUAAUUUUAUUCGCAAUAUUAACAAUUUUGUAUACAAGUAUGUAUUUAAUUUUAAUUUAAUUAAUAUUUAAUUAUCUUUUAAUAUUAUGUUUAAAUACUAAAACAGUUAAUUAUUAUAUCCACUUCACAGUUGUAUU